ACCAUCUGUCACAGACCAGUCUAGAAUAAUCCACAUUAAUGAUAAGAACACGAGUAAACAAACGCGAGCGGAAAGAAUCGGUGGACAGUUUGGUUUGUGAGGUGGCCUCGCAGUAGCAAAACCAGUAUGAUAUGGUUUUGUACCACCAGAGGGAGAACUCAGUCAAAAUACACUAUAGACCAGACCAAAGCGGAUUAGACCGGAACCUGCGUCGUCUAGUCUCGUGUUUACAAAUGAACAAAAAGGUCAGGUGGAAAACACAGCGAAAUCAGUAAAUAUUCUGACUGAAAGUCCCUUCCUUCUGAAUUAUGUUACUUGGAUGGAGAAAUUAUUAAUUUCGAGGUUCUUUAAACUUGACUGAAGUUGUAAAGAAUGGACGCGCUGUGGACGAAGCCAAUCGAAGACCCCCUUUCAUUGAUGAGCUUCAUGGUUCCUCCAUUGAGGUUACUCUCUGCAGCCAUGUGGCAGGUGACAGAACAGAGACAAGUGAAGCACUAUGGGAUGCUGGAGGAGUUUGUAACCAUGGUGACGGAGGCUGUGCCUGAGCUCCUGAAUUACCGUCAAAGAGCCCAGCUGAUACUUGGAUUAAGAGCAAGGCUACUUCUGGAGUCGUGUCGUGUUAAAAAUCAAGUCGAUAUGGACAAUCUUCAGCCUCAGUUGGAUCGAAUCCGGGGUCCUCGUGUGAACACCACACUCAGUGAGGUUGACAAAGACAUUGAGGAAUCUGAGACCCAUUUUUUGGACCUUGUUCAUACCAUUAUCAACAACCCUGUAGAGAGAGAGAACUUUUUCCAGAAUGUUUUCCCAGUGGAAUACGGGCCAAAAUUUGACAAAACAAUUCAUACACUUAUGGAAGACUUCCUUUUACAGCUUGAUCGGAUGAUAUCAGUCCCAGAUCUUUCACAGACGGUCUCGUGGCUCAGGGCUUGUCCCUCUCUUCUGGACAAGUGUCUUCAGUCAAUUUCUGUCCCGAAGCAAAUGAAGAUCCUUCUUGAACACCAGAGAGCAAACGGACAUCUUCUGGAAAAUGAGUCUCUUCCACUGGUUCGAGUCGUCAUACCCAGCGAACACACAGAAUCUGGUGACCCGUCUGAAUUGGGAAACGAUUUAGAUGGUCUUGAAGAUGAUUGCCACAGUUCUAUAACCUCAUCUGAUUUCCAUAUCUCUGGCUGGUCAGCUAUGAAGGGAAAACUCAAGAAAGAGACAAAUGAACUGAUGGAGAGAGAGGAUGAAGAUGAUGAUGAUGAUGAUGAUAAUAAUGAUGAUGAUGUUAAUGAUGAUGAUGAUGAGGAAUACUUGCCAACCAAAAGUGAUAGGGGAACGCUUGCUCAUUCUCGGAAUCAAACAAGCAUCAAAAAAACACUAGGGAAAUCCAAUAAAAGGAAAAGAGAUGACAAAGACGUUGAAGUGUCCAGAGAAUUCACGUUUAUCAAUCACUUGGGGGCGUAUACAGACGAGGCUUCUUACCCCACCACCGAGGCUUCAAAAGUCCCUUGGACAGAUGAAGAAACAUUCAGUCUCAUCGACAUAUGGGGGAAAGACAGUAUCCAGCGGACUCUGAAAGACUGUGCCCACAACCGCCACAUAUUCAACCUCAUUUCAAAGAUGAUGUCCGAGCGAGGGUUCGCCAGAACAGCAGAACAGUGUCACACCAGGAUAAAACGCUUGAAAAUGAGCUUUCGACAAUGCCAUGAAAGCAAUAUGAGAGGAAAAGUGCGACCCGAAUGGAAGUUCUACAAUCUGCUCGAGAAAAUUCUCUGUGGUAAAGACUCCUUUACAAACCAGGAAGUCCGUAUCAAUGCUAAAGAUGACACAAUUUCAGACAAGUCCACAGGACAGCAGGAGGAAGAGGACACUACUGACCAGGAGUUUCUUGGUCAUGCUGGACAGGAGGACACUAGGAAUGUUUCAUGGACAGACCUAGAGACUCAAACCCUGAUCAAGAUCUGGGGAGAGGACAGAACCCAGCGAGAACUGAGAGGAGUCCACCAGAACGGACACAUCUUCGCCAUGAUCUCCAAAAAGAUGGCCGCUCACGGUUACAUCCGAACGGCAGAACAGUGUCAGACUAGAAUGAAGAGACUGAAGCAGUGUUUCAAACAGUGUUAUGAGAAUAACCUCAGCAGCACGGAGGGCAAAGAGCAAGCUGAAUUUAAAUUCUAUAAACAGAUGGAGAAAAUUAUGAGUAAUGAAGAGUCCAGUCACAUGCUUUUGACAGAGGUCAAAGACGAAGAGUCGGACAGUGAAUACCAGGUGUACACAUACCAGGAUAUAGAAACAGCAGUGAACUGCACAGACGACAGGAAGAAGGUUGCAUGGUCAGAUGCAGAGACGUUGAUUCUCCUGCAGUUAUGGGGUGAUGAGCAGGUCCAGCAGAACCUGCAGCGUUGCCCUCACAACGGCCACAUCUACUCUGAGAUCUCAGCCAAGCUGAACGCCCACGGCUACCCGCGCUCCGCUGAGCAGUGCCAAACCAGAAUCAAACGGCUGAAGAUCAGUUACCGGCAGUGCAGAGACCGCAUCAGUUCAUCUGAAGCCGAACACGUAGAUUUCAAAUUCUAUGAUCUGAUGGAAGACAUUUUUCAAAAGAAUUCUUCUCCCAAAGUGUCAGAAGUGCCAGAUAAUGAAUCCUUUAGCACCAUCAAAUCAGAAUCUCAGGAGGCCUGCAGCAGUGUGGAGCAGACAGCAUCGGGUUUCUGGUUAGACGCAGAAACCGAAGCUCUCAUUGAUGUGUGGGCAGAAGAUGAGGUGCAGAACGCCCUGAGAGGCUCCGUCCAUAACGGCCACGUAUUUGCUGAUAUAGCAGAGAAACUGAACAGUCAGGGAUUCCUUAAAACACCAGAGCAAUGCAGACUGAAGAUCAAGAACAUGAGGAAGAAUUUCCGGCAGUGUUACGAAAAGAAAAAAUGUGGCAUAAAGGAAGUAGGUUUUAAGUUCUAUGAUAAACUGGAGCAGGUGUUGGGCGAUGAGGACUUUUCCACGGAUGACUUUGAAGAGAAAGAUGAUCAGGAUGCAGAAUCCCAGUGGGCAGGAGUUGUUGCAGUGACUGAAUCGGGCAGGAAGAUGCCCUGGUCACACCAGGAGACCCAGGCUCUGCUGGAGAUCUGGGGUGAGGGACGUGUGCAGCACAGCCUCAAGAGCUCCCUGAAAAACAGGCACAUCUACAGAUACAUUUCAAAGAAAAUGGCAGCACUGGGUUUCAACAGAACGGGCGAACAGUGCCACUCACGGGUGAAAAGACUCAAAGCCCAGUUUUACUAUGAAGGCAAGGAAGAGUGUAAAUUCUACGACCGGAUGGAACAGAUUCUUUUAAAGGACACAAGCACUGACAAAACGUCUGAUGAGCAGGACAUCAGCGAGCUGGAAUCCAUAACUGAUUCGGAUUCAGAAUCAGCAGCUCUCUCCAAACCUCCCUCUGGGGAAGGGCCGAAGCUGACAUGGGGUGACGUUGAGACGCGGGCUCUCAUAUCCAUCUGGGGGAGUGAUAAGAUCCAGGAGAAGCUGAAAGUCAGUGUCAUACGCAGACCUAUUUUUGAGCAGAUCGCUCAGGCCAUGGCUGAUAAGGGCUUCAGCAGAACCGCAGAACAGUGUCGGACCAGGAUCAAAAGACUGAAGGCCAGCUACCGCCAGUGUCUGGACAGUUACAGAAAUAAUGGGGAGAAGGUGUAUUGGAAGUUCUUCAACCAGAUAAAGAAAAUAUUUGAAAAGUAUCCAUAUUUAGAUGAGGCCGAAACCACCGUGACUCAAAAGCCAAAGACAGUUGGGAGGGAAACCGCCAGCACAUCUGCAAAUGCAUAAAGCUCAGCUUAUGGAUUUGGAGUGACCUUUAAAAAGGUUUUCAGUCUAACUCCACCACAGAAUCUCCUGUGGAGUGUGCAUAAGACUGACUUUCUCCUCCAUAUCUGGCCUGAGAGGUACAAACGGGACCUGACAUUGAGGUAUUUUCUGUCACAUGGCCUGUGGAUGAUGGAGCAAGGGGACACACAACCCCCUGACCAGCUGAGUGCAAAGGCACCGGUACAUGAUUUCUGCACAUCUAAAAGACAUUUGCCUACCAGUGCUGUUGUUUUGUGGCUUUAGUUGAUCACACAUUUUCACAGGGAACACUGAACUGUCUCAACUUCUUCCAUGACUUUGAAGGCAGUAUAAUAUUUGCAUAGCAAGGUGUUAUUUGGAUUAGUCAUUUCCUCAGAGACCAAUCAGUGCUAUUUCCUUUGUACUUUGUAACUGUAGUUUUUUUUUUUUUUUUUUUUUAACCAUCUAUUAUGAAAAAUGACAAAGAUGGCAUAAAAUCUCAUUUUUCUCAGACUGUUUUUUAAAGUCGUGGACUCAAAAAUCAAGUAACAGGAAUGUGAAUAAGCUUAGUUCGAUUUUGUUGCAAAUUUUAUGAUAAAAAAAAAAAACAAAAAAAACACUGAAAUAUUUUAUAACAUAAUGGGAACGUGUGAAUUUAGCUAAUCUUUAUCUUCCUGGUUUAGACUGAUUUUUCCUGGAGUGAAUAAUGUCUUCUAAAAACAACUUCCACUACUGAAUUAUUAUUGUUUAUUUUUAUCGUAAUGAGAAGCAAUUUUAAGAGGAAAAGUCAUGACCUGGAAAUAAAUGCAACACUAAAGAUUUCCUUGUUACAUAAAUGCAUUAGAUAUGAGUAUAUUUGAUUUGCUAGAUUUAGCAACAAAAUAUGUAGUUUACCAGUACACAGGAUGACGCCAAAUCUCAUUAGCAUAAGAGUGAGCACAAUGUGUAUGAUCCAAAUGUUGGAUCCAAAUUAUGUAAAUUAAGGUUUAAGCUCACAUUCUGUCCACUUUCUCUGUGUAAAAAAUACCUUGCCAAGUUGUGCAUUGCACUGUAAUUAUGGAAUAGUAGAUAAUACGAUGGCUUAAAACAAGACAUUUAUAGCAAUAAGCCACCUUUGUUUAGGAGACAAGAUAAUCAGAACUGAAAUGUAUCCAUUAAUUCUCUGGAUGGGCAAUUUUGUAACCUCCUUCCGAACUCGGAGAAAACGACAAAAAUAUGCCAUAACCUUUCGUUAAUUCUUCUGUACAUAAUUCACGAUACUUUGUUGUAUUGAGUGAUUUUAAUCACAUAUUGCUUUCAGCCAUUUUACUGUGCAAUAAACAAUUAUUUAUUUGUA
Messenger RNA from Myxocyprinus asiaticus (Chinese sucker), 5131 nucleotides. RefSeq lists its product as uncharacterized. The transcript has 21 exons. Gene Ontology annotation, molecular function: telomeric repeat DNA binding. Gene Ontology annotation, cellular component: shelterin complex. Gene Ontology annotation, biological process: regulation of telomere maintenance via telomere lengthening; telomere capping. The record is from RefSeq and is a predicted model, not a curated record. The coding region runs from base 373 to 3798 and encodes 1141 amino acids. Lineage: Eukaryota; Metazoa; Chordata; Actinopteri; Cypriniformes; Catostomidae.